CCAGCCAGGCGCCGCCGGGCCCGGGCCCCGGGCCCGGGCGCCGCCAUGUCGGAACCUUUGGGUUGGUGCGUUGAGGCCGUACGAGCGGCGGCCGAACCGGGACUGGCCCGGGCUUUGUUGGCGUUGCGGACCCGUCACACUCGGCGACCGGGAGGUGCCGCUCGGUUUCGGGAACGGGGUGGCUUGGGGCCGUUGUUGGAGUUGUUGGGGCCUGAGAGGCCUCGGCGCACCCUCGAUUUGGCUCUCAGCGUUCUCGGGAAUUGUUGCACCGAGCCCGGUUGCCGCCGUCAGGCUCGGCGCCUCGGCGGCGUCCCACGCCUCGUGGCCCUGCUGUCCUCGCCGGGGCCGGAGAGCGUGCAGAACCGGGUGGCCCGCACCCUCGCCAACCUGGCGCUGGAGCCCGACGGCGCCCGGGAUGUCCUCGAUGCCGGUGCUGGCCCCCUCCUGGUGUCGCUGGCCGCCUCCUGCGGCACCCCCGAGUGCCUCCACAGUGCCGCCCGUGCCCUCCGCAUCUUGGGGGCCGCCCCGGCCCCCCGCCGGGCCCUCGGCCGAGCCGGGGCCGUCCGAGCCUUGGCUUCCCGCUUGGCAUCCCUCUCUCCGGCCCAUCCCGCCUGCCCAGCCGUCGCCCGAGCCCUGCGGGGUCUCACCGACAGCCCCGGCCCUUCGGCCGACGACGUGGCCCCCGCUUUGCCCGCUUUGGCUGCCCUGGCCGCUCACGCCAAGCGGGACCACCGCCAACCCGCCCUGGGAGCCAUCGCCAACGCCUGCGCCCGCGCUCCUCUCCGACCCGCCCUGGGGGCUGCCGGGGCGGUGGAAGCGGUGACCGAGGAGGUGAGGAGAGCGUUGGCGUCCCCCAACGUCGCCGGUGCCACCGUAGCUGUCCGGGCGCUCUGCCUGUUGUGCCGGGAAGCCGUUAACCGGGCGCGGGUACGAGCGGCCGGCGGGUUGGGGCUGCUCCUGCGUCUCCUGGCCGAACCCCGCGCCCGGCCGUGGCGUCCCCGCGUCCUCCUGGCUUUGGCCGCCUUCGCCUACGACCAAGAGGCGCUGGUGGCUCUGGAAGCUCGAGGCCUCGUCCCGCUGCUCGCCGACGUCCUGCGAGCCCGGGCCGAUGAGGAGGAGGAGGAAGAGGAGGAAGAGGAGGAGGAGGAAGAGGAAGAGGAGGAGGAUGAAGCCGCCGCAUCCUGCGAUCUUCCUCGGGAGCUGCCUGGCCCGCCCGGGGCCGGUGCGGCCGCCGGGAGCUUGCGGGGACUCAAGUCCUGGCUCCUCUCUGAAGCUGCUUCCCCACCGCCCUCCCCUCCAUCCUCCACCGUUCCCCCCCACUGCCCCUCUCCCCCCCGCCGUCGCCUGCCCCCCAUGGGGGCCCUGGCCCUGCCCCGGGGGGUGGGCGAGGGGGAUCCCUGGCUCCCCGAAGCUCCCGCUCUCCUACUUUUGGGACGGCUGGCAGCCGCUGAUGAGCCCAGCCGAGCCCUGGCCACUGCCCCCGUUGUUUCGGGGCUCCUUCGCUACCUGACGGGGGUCCCUGCCCCAGCCCCCCGGGCUGCCCGGGUGCUGCAGCGCCUGACAGGGCACCCUGCUUUUUUGGGGGCCCUGGUCCGGGCUUACGUCCCCUCCCUGCUCCGCUCCUGGCUGGUCCUCGGCUUCACCCCACCCCAGGCCGAGGAGCUUUCGCGGCCCGGGGGACCCAGGCAUCCGACUGCCCCCCCUCACCCCCGCCAGGCACGCCUCAAGGAGUUGGGUGAGGGACUCCUGCGCAACCUGGGGGCGGCAGCAGCGGCCCCCUUCGGCGUGGGGCUGCUGACUCACAUGCUGCGCUGCGGGGCCCCCCCAGCCCGCCUGGCCUGCGCCACCGCCCUGCCUUUGCUCGCCAGGCCGGCGUCCCCGGCGCGGGGGCUGCUGUGGGGAGGGGGUGCGGUGGCCCUGCUGCUCUCGGCGGUGGCCCGGGGCCCCACGUCCCCCUACGAGCCCCCCCCAGCCUUCGCCCUCUACGCUGCCGACGCUAUCGCCCUCCUGCGGGGACAUGCCGGGGACACGCCGGGGGACAUCGGGGACGCGGCAGGGGACGGUGAGGACACGCCGGGACGUGCCGGCGCCGAGGACCUGCAGGUACGGCCCCAUGGGGUGCUGGGGACAAGCGAUGGGGACGUUGAGGAUGUGGUGGGGGACACGGUGGCCGCUGGGGAUCGUUGGGGACGCGGAGGAUCGUUGAGGACUUGUGGGGACACUGAGGAGCCGGUUGGGGACGUGGGGAUCGUGAGGGACUCGUGGGGACGGACGGACGGGGAUACUGGGGACAUCGGGGAUCCCUUGGGGACAUCCAGAUGGGGACGCUGGGACACCCACGGACUCCCAGGUGCUCUUGGGGAUCCGCAGGUGCACGGGGACACCAGGGACCCAUGGGAACACGGGGACGCCGAGGACCUGUGGGGACAAGCGGACAGACGUGGGGAGAGUGGCGACGUCCUUGGGGAGAACGGUGACCUGCAGAGACCUCUGGACCGACGCAAGGACCUCAAGGACCCGUGUCCCCAGCGUCCUCCAACCCGUCUCCCCAACCAUCUCCCUGUCUCCGAGCCUCCCUAA
Messenger RNA from Harpia harpyja (harpy eagle), 2580 nucleotides. RefSeq names its product armadillo repeat containing 5 (gene ARMC5). NCBI's taxonomy places the organism in Eukaryota, Metazoa, Chordata, Aves, Accipitriformes, Accipitridae. Bases 46 to 2580 code for a protein of 844 amino acids. Gene Ontology annotation, cellular component: cytosol. Gene Ontology annotation, molecular function: protein binding. The record is from RefSeq and is a predicted model, not a curated record. Gene Ontology annotation, biological process: anatomical structure morphogenesis. The transcript is spliced from 7 exons.